UCAGCCGCCAUUGCAACCGCCAUCUUGCGACAUUUGGCGGGAAACUUACUGCGCAAUUUAUAUAUUUUUAAAUUCACAAAAUGUUGAAGUUGACAGCGGUUGUAUCUCUGAUGUUGAUAGGCAGUACUCUAUGGGCGGCGGGGCUCUCCUGUGAUUCUUGUGGAAGUGAAUGCGCUUCCGCUUGCGGCACACGUCACUUCCGGUCCUGCUGUUUCAACUAUUUGAGGAGGAAGAGGACACCGGAGCUUGGAAUGAAGCUCUUCCCGCAACAACUACGCGAAGUGAAGGAAUCGCCGCAAAAAGCACGUCUUGUCGUCUUCGAGAACAUUCCAGAACCUUGGCUGUCCAACCUGGUACCUGACUACAAGCCCAGACCCAUGGAGGACCCUACAGACCGACUACAGGCUUUAUACGACGCCUAGACACCCCGUAAGGCUGCAUACCCGUUAUCCAUAGUCAAUUUUUUAUAAAAAAAAAAGAAAAUGGAAUCGUGUACCAUAAAGUAUCCAACCGCUUGCGAAUUUAAAACUAAAAAAAUAUUUGGAAUAGAUUUUUAUUCGUUUAUUUUAUAAAAGUGGCGUUUGAUUGAUCAAAUAACAUAAUGUUAUAAAUGAGUAAAUGUUUUCUUUGUCGCAGUUGGUCCAUUUAUUGUAUCUCUUGCGAUAUGCGAGCUCCAUGUUACGGCUACUGACAUAAACAAAGAGACUGGUACAAAUCGCCAGCAGACGUCAUAUGGUGACCGCAUAAUGGACGCGACGCGAUAUUUGUACCAAGAAAAUUAUUUUAGCGUCUGGCCAAUGCUAAGGGGCCGAAAACCAGCUUUUUGUUUUUUGACGUGACUUAUUGUAGAUUUGCCGCAGAUGGCAUUAAGUACUUGGCCGGACAAAUGGGGAGCGCUGAUGGCUCUCACCCGGUACAACGUUUAAGACAACAGGCCUGAGGGUGCCCAGUUGGGCGUGAACCUCGGCUCAGGGCGUCGUCUGAGAGGAAGAAUAUUUGAAA
Messenger RNA from Pectinophora gossypiella (pink bollworm), 1002 nucleotides. RefSeq lists its product as uncharacterized. The record is from RefSeq and is a predicted model, not a curated record. Bases 81 to 422 code for a protein of 113 amino acids. The transcript is spliced from 3 exons. NCBI's taxonomy places the organism in Eukaryota, Metazoa, Arthropoda, Insecta, Lepidoptera, Gelechiidae.